CGUGUUGGGUCCGGAAGAAAGCCUAAAAAUGAAGACCCAGUUUCUAAGUCAGCUGAAAAUUUUGAAAAUGAAGUUAUACAAGGAAUUGCUCGCGAAUUAGACCUUGAAGAUAUUGGUUUUUAAUAUUUUUUAUGUUAUUUAUUGCUAAUUUUAGAAUCAAUUGAAUCUACUUCACAAAUAAGUGUUUUAACAUUUACUUUGCGCCGGUCCACUCGACAUUCAAGCACAAUAAGCCGUUUCUCUGAAAUUUCUUUUGACGAUAAGUGGCCUUCAUUUCGCCCUGUCACUCAUAAAUGUUCUUUUUAUCAUGUUGGUCUUGGAUGUGGUGCUAAGAGUGCUAAACAUAUGCCAAAUUAUUACAAUUCGCUUUGCAAAAAUGACGUUUUGAUUGACUCCCGUUGCCCGUUUUGUAAGGCAUUAUUGCUACCAUCGGAGACAAUCGGCCCGUCUGCAUUUGUUAAAUGUUGUGCAAAAGGGCGCAUCGAUUUGAAUGAACGGUUCACGAAUCUGCAAGACUUUCCAAUUGGAAUUGAUCUUUUACUUCACAAUCCUGCCAACUCUGCGACACGAGAUCGUCUUUUGAAAAAUGUAUUGCGAUACAAUGACCAGCUUUCUUUUGGCCAACUUCGUAUGGAACGAACUUAUGACUUUCCAGAAUCAUAUCGGAUUGUCAAAACAAAUAACAUGUUUAAUUAUAUGCUAUUUGAUUUUCGCGCGCCUGGUGGACAACAACAACCAGAACUUCGUGGUCAAUUGUACACAAUACCGCCAAAUUCCGCUGAUAUCCGCCUUAAUGUACUUUCAGCUGAAAAUGAAUUAGAUCCCUUUAUUCUGCAAGAACUAUUUACUAUCUUAAAACAAAAUCAUUGGAUGGCAGAACUUUUCAAAGUUGCAUCUGACGUUUACGAAGAUCUUUCGGCCGACUUGCAGCUUCAGUUUCGAAUGCUUGUAGUCGAUGCCAAUAAACGUGGAACAGAGCGCACUAUUGAAAACGUUCCACCUAUUGAUGUUAAUCCAUCUGAUGCAUCUGUUUUACAUCAAAUUCAUCCUGGUCGCCUUAGUGUCGAAACUGCUGCUGGGAGUCAACUUGUCGCGCAAUUUUAUUUGGAUAAUGGGGAGAAUGUUCCACCAGAAGGAAAAUAUGACGUAAUUCUAACAGGGCAAAAAGGAACAGGCCAAGUCAGUCUGAAAUGGUGGCACCGUGCAGCUGAUGCAGCAUGUUUCCCUAUAAUUUUUUCAAAAGGACAAAAUGGAUUUGCUAGACGUGUAAUUGUUGGAGGUGAUGGAGAACUUGACCCAGAAAUCGAUCUUGGAGAAGGCGAGGAAUUUCUCCAUGAUCUUGGCACAAAACAAGAACAUCAACGUGAACAUGUUUCAAGGGCUCAAUAUUUUCGGUACAUGUGUCAACAUAGAGGAACCUCAUGGAAAGCAAAUCAUUGGCUAUGGGAAUAUGGUCAGUUGGCCCAGCUUUACACGAUCACCUAUAACCAAAGAAUGGAGGCGCAGAAGGUUCAAUAUAUGAAGCAACUUCAAGGCAAAUACCGUUAUGUCCGUCAGGCUGCUUUACUGGAUUGGCUUAAAAAACUUUUGGAAAAACAAGGCAAAUAA
This is a messenger RNA of Meloidogyne enterolobii, 1608 nucleotides long. Lineage: Eukaryota; Metazoa; Nematoda; Chromadorea; Rhabditida; Meloidogynidae. The record is from the annotation of a GenBank genome assembly.